This is a messenger RNA of Nematostella vectensis (starlet sea anemone), 3508 nucleotides long. RefSeq names its product bone morphogenetic protein 1. The coding region runs from base 331 to 1776 and encodes 481 amino acids. The transcript is spliced from 6 exons. The record is from RefSeq and is a predicted model, not a curated record. NCBI's taxonomy places the organism in Eukaryota, Metazoa, Cnidaria, Anthozoa, Actiniaria, Edwardsiidae.
AAUUGGGGAUUUUGGAUUAGCGAGAAAUAAUAACUACAGUAUCCUUUUCCAUAUUUUUAAAAAUGAAGAGGAAAAAUCGUUUAAAUGUUUUAGUUAUAUCAACCCUAAAUUAUUAAGGUUUGCAGAAAAGUUCGCGCUCAAAUCCUAUUCAUAAAUAUUUGAUAAUAUUUUGCUCAAGCACUAUGGCAACCAAAUAAGGCCGUCCUUGGUGAUCGCCAGCGUUGCAUGAAGGACGAGGCAGGAUUCAUGUAGAAGAAGCACGCAGACACGAGUCUAUAAAAUUGACAACUUUCAGCUUCGAUUAAUUCGUGAAGAGGGUAUAUAUCAACCAUGGUUAAUACUGGACUUGCUUCACUUUAUGUCGUGCUGGCCAUUUUUGUGCGCAAGAAUUUGUCACUGAUUGAUGAUUGUUAUGGCACCAAGACCCUGAGAGCCUACUCAACAGACAAUUUCGUGACUUCACGUUACUACCCAUCCAAUUACCCUUAUAGCAGUACUUGCUAUGUAAAAUUCGAGGCCUAUUCAUAUGCCUAUGAAGUCCGUCUCUCCUUUGACUCUUUCAGCCUUCAAUCUGCAUCUAGCAAUGGUGUUUGCUAUGACUAUGUGAAAAUCUACGAUGGUAGUUCUACUUAUAGUACCCUGCUGGGCACAUUCUGUGGCUCCAAUAUCCCACCAGUUAUUGUGUCUUCUGGAAGAUAUCUGUAUUUGAAGUUUUACAGCGGCUCAUAUACCACCAGUACUGGUUUCCAAAUUAGAUUCAAGCAGAUUUACUCCUAUCCUUCUUCUACAACCUGCACGACCACAAACUCCUUCUCAAAAAACAACAAUUUGCAACUGUAUGCUACCAGCUACAGCAAAUAUCUAAACAGUCCAAGUUGGCCCUUAUCCUAUCCAAACAGUAUGCAGUGCACAUGGGUGAUCUCUGCGCCCUCUUCAUACUACAUCAAGAUAACUUCAGUCUCCAAGUCUAUGGAGUAUGAUUUUGGCUGUGAUAAUGACUACAUCAGAGUGAGAAAUGGUAACAGUGCAAGCAGUGGGUUAAUUGGUGACUACUGCGGCUCCUCAUCCAUGUCAGUCCAAUCCACCGGCAGCUACAUGUGGAUUCGAUUUCGCUCCAACCAAGGCGCCAACAUAUACACAGGCUUUCAAAUCAAGUACAUAGCAGUAAAAAAAUCAACUUCUAGCAGCUCACUGACUGGCAUAAUUGUUGGGGUGCUGGUGGCAAUUGGUGUUGUUGUGGGAAUCGUAGUGGCAGCCAUUUGUUGCUGCAAGAAAACAGGCCGACCAGGUGCUGUUGCUGUUCCGAUGGCUACUACCACAGUCACAACAGUUACCAAUGGACCCCCACUUCAACAGCGCCAGCAGCACCCUCCACCAGGGCAUCCUCCGAUGGGUGGUGGAUACCCAGGGCAGCAACCAGGUGGACCUCCACCAUCCUACGACAGCACCAUGCAACAAGGUGGGUCCUAUCCACCUGGACAACAACCCUACCCUGGACAGCAAGCCUACCAAGGACAACCUGGUGCCUACCCCCAAGGACAGCCUUACCCCGGACAGUCAUACCCUCAGGGCCAGGAGCCUUAUCCAGAGAAGGGUGGGUACCCACCAGCAGGGGUGGGGCAGCAUUCUGGUCCAUACCCAGGUCAGCCCGGAAUGGUGGGCCCUCCACCAAUGGGAGGUCCACCACCUAUGGGAGGUCCACCUGGAGGAUACCCUCCACCUCCUCCUCCACCAGGUGCUGGCGACCCUGCAUAUCCUCCGCCUGUUUCUAUGUAACUAGGGGACCGACCAUUAUCUGGCAGGUCAGUAAAAUUUCCAAAAUAACAAUGGACAAUCACUCCUUGGCUGAAAGGCAAAGUAAAUUCCAGAGAAAUAACAUCGAGCAAGUUUACUUGCCAUAAAAAAGUUUAAGCAGGAAACAGAUAUGUUACUUCCCAUUCAGACAUGAAAUGAUCGACCCUUAAGUCCGCUUUAGACAGAACAAUUUAGUCGUAUGCAAUUUGCCCACAACAUCUCUACAACUCGACUCAGAUAGUAGCCUACACCUACAAGUCUUCUACGAUGCUCGACGAGAAAAGUGAUGGUUUGUAAUUCAGGGCUAAGACAUAUUGUGCGCAGUUGGCAUACAGCUAAAUCGUGUUGUCUAAAUCUGACUUGUUUUGAUUCAAGUUUUAAAUUUGUAAAACUUUGAUGGACUUUUUUGGACUUUGAAUGUUUUUUUAAUGGCAGGAAGGGAAGUCGGUCUUUUAUGUAAAUACCAUUAAUAGCUUUUAACAAAUUAGUGUUCUCAUUCAAAGUGAGAUAUUACAAGUUUAAAUACUAAACUAGAGGGGUCUUUUAGCGAAAACGAGGAUGCCAAUCCAGCCACUACUUUCAGGCUGUUUAAAUUUGAAAAUAUAGACAGUCGACAAUUUGUGAGAAAACUUCAAAUUUCAUUCUUUCAGUUUGUUUCGAAGUUUUGUGACCUGGUUUGAGCGGGGACUUCGGUCGGCAGGAUUUUCCCUCCUUUAACAUGGAAAAAUUGGACUUUCCACUGAUCAAAACAACAAUGGAAUAGGUUGUGGGUGGGAGCAGUUGUCCCAAUGGUUACCUCUUGGGUUGUAUGUAUAUAUUUAUACACGUAAAGAAAAAUAAAGCUCUAAAUAAUUGUAUAUGAUCAAUAAGAAGAUAAGGGGUAUUCCACAUUAUCGCGCAGAAAAGAUAAUGGGUUUUAAGCCGGGACGCGAAGAAUAUCGUAAGAUGUUUAUCUGAUGGCGGCCUUAUGACAAGGGUGAUUGAUCCAGGCGGUGAAAGGUGACUGUUGAUGGCUCUGUCGUUGACAGGGUAUAUAAACACUUCUCUGCAAGCACCUUCUUUCUCUGGUCUGCUUUUUAGUUAAGCUAUGUUGUUGUUAAGGUGUGGCGUAAAUUCGCCCCACCAUUUCUCGGUUUUAAUUUCAAUUCGUGUGAUCUCUGAAACAUUUUGUAUACAUUUAUUAAUUAAUUGAGUGAUUACAAAUUAGAAAGCCACAAUUAUCCAAAACAAUCAGCCCUGUGUCACUUUAUACCGUGUUUACACUGCUCGCACGCUACGCUGCCUUGUGUUAGAUAUUCAUUACAAGUUCAUUAUUUGUUGAUUAGUACUUUGACCCCCGGCAAAAAAACAUUAUCAUGAUAUAUAGUAGUCUGCAAUAUAAAAGCUCUUUAAAGGACUAUGUCAAUAAUUGUUAUUAGUUUACUCAACUGAAGCUAGCCUAUGUGUGUUUCAUGCUACAGCGUGAAAAUGAUUGACAGACCCCUAGGCAUUCUAGAGGGGGGGGGGGGGGGGGUGUAGCAUGUUUUCGUCUUUGUAAUGUAUGUGUUAUCUUCUCCCAGCCAAAACCCUAGAAAAUCUAAUGGUUCGUGUAGGUAAAAGAUGUCCUGAAAGUGAUCGCUACCUCGAUGUCGAGAGAAAAUAUAUGAUACACAAGCACCUUAUAACCAAAACCAAAAAUAAUAAAAGUUUGAAUAAAUAAAGUAUGAAAAUGAUA